This is a messenger RNA of Scleropages formosus (Asian bonytongue), 4703 nucleotides long. Its product is annotated as FH1/FH2 domain-containing protein 1-like. NCBI's taxonomy places the organism in Eukaryota, Metazoa, Chordata, Actinopteri, Osteoglossiformes, Osteoglossidae. The transcript has 25 exons. Gene Ontology annotation, molecular function: actin filament binding. Gene Ontology annotation, biological process: cortical actin cytoskeleton organization. The record is from RefSeq and is a predicted model, not a curated record. Bases 286 to 4290 code for a protein of 1334 amino acids. Gene Ontology annotation, cellular component: cytoplasm; cytoskeleton.
AUGCCCGAGCUCAUCCAUUUCCAUGUGCGUGGUGCUUUCUUUCUUUUUUUCUCUUGCACCGUGCGCAGUUCGCUGCCAGCCGCGGCUCUAUUUUCGCUCUCGUGAGUCAGUGCGCUUAGUCCGCGCGCGCGGCACGCGGUCAGACGCGCUCGAGCUCGAGCCCUUGCUUACGACGCCUCCGACCUGACUCGCACCUCACCUGUGGCACCGGUCCGCCGCUCCUGACGGCAGAGAGAGAGGCGCUCUGGGCUCCAGCAGCAGAAAACGCAAGAACAGAAGAGAAGCAUGGUGGUCCUCACGUGCCGAGUGCAGUACCUGGAUGACUCGGACCCGUUCGCGUACGAGAACUUCCCGCAGCCGAGGAAACCUCUGCCGUACGAGCUGGACGAGAAUGUGGCGCUGAGCGAGCAGAUCGCGGGGGUCCACAGACUGCUGGAGCCGCCCCUCAAGUUGGAAGACUGCACUCUUCAGCGGACUGCCAGCGGCAGCUACCUAGACGUGGAGCUGUCCCUGGCCGAGCAGCGAGAUGACCUGGAGCAGCUGUACGAAGACAUUGCCAAUGGGAAGAAGCCCAUCUUGAUUCUGCGGACACAGCUGUCUGUGCGCGUCCAUUCAAUUCUAGAAAAACUGUACAAUUCACAUGGACCAGAACUGAGGAGAUCCCUGUUCUCUCUAAAGCAGCUGUUUGAGGAUGACAAGGACUUGGUGCCAGAGUUUGUGAACUCUGAAGGGCUGGCAUGCUUCAUCAAAGUGGGAGCAGAGGCAGAUCACAACUAUCAGAACUACAUCCUUCGAGCCUUGAGCCAGAUUAUGCUGUUUGUUGAUGGGAUGAAUGGAGUGAUCAACCACAAUGAGACUGUGCAAUGGUUAUACACCCUCACAGGCAGCUUGUCUAGGCUGGUGGUUAAAAUGGCUCUCAAGCUUCUCAUCGUCUUUGUGGAGUACACACAGUCUAAUGCCCUGCUGCUCAUUCAAGCUGUUAAUACUGUUGAUGACAAAAGGGGUGUGGGAUCCUGGUCCUACCUAAUUGAGAUCCUAGAGGAGAGGAAUCUCUCAGACUGCGAGCUGCUGAUAUAUACUAUGUCCCUCAUCAAUAAGACUUUGGCAGCCCUUCCAGAUCAGGACUCCUUCUAUGAUGUCACAGAUUGUUUGGAGGAGCAGGGAAUGGAGAGUAUCAUGGAGAAACACAUGAACAACAAGGAGACAGAGUCAGAGCUGAAACAGCAAUUUGCCAUAUAUGAGAAUGCUCUGAAGUACGAGGACGGAGAAGUGGAAGAAGCUUUACCGAACAUUCGAAAGGAGCGCAGAAAAGUGGCACAAUGUGCAGAGGAAGGCAGAAGGAGCCGUCGGUCAGUUGGGCAGAGCCCAACAGAGAUGCUGACACUUGCCAGCUCCAUCUUCUCCCCUGCUUUCCAGAGCCCCAACAGAAGCCUCGAUGAAAUGGCCUCCCCUCAGGUUUCUGAGCCAUCAACGCCAGAAUCAGCCAAGGCCAUGCCCAGCAUCUCAGAGUCUGGAUCUCAGGGAAGCUCACCCCUGCUGCCCCAUGUUUCCAGCAAUGGUACCGCUCUCUCUCCUGCUGAGUCAGAGAACAGCACUCCUGUCAGCCAGGAGCACUCAUUUGUGAGCCAGUAUUUUUCUCCUGUGGCAAUUUGCAAGAAAUCUCUUACCAAAGACCAUUCUCCUGUGCUAAGCAGCCCAACUCCCACAGACUCCACUCCUCAGGAAAAACAGCCCCAUCCACUUGCGGACCAGCCGCCUAGGACCGAAGGCAGAGGCAUCUUCAAACUGCACCAAGCCAGUGCAGUCUGCCCAGAUGUGUGUAACGUAAAAUCGGACAAACCAGUCCUAAAGAAAUUUGAAGACACCUUUUUGAGCAAUCUGGUUGCCACUGAACUUGAGAAGAGACGGAAGCAGCCCUUCCCUGGCCCCACACCUGAUGAGCCAAAACCCCAGAAGGAGGAUUUCUCACCUGAGCCCAACACAUAUAGUGACCCCACUGAGAAGUCUGUCACCAGCUUGACUCCUGCAGGCAGAACUCUACAGCAGCAGGACAGCGUGACAGAAAUAUGUAGCACACUCUCCAAUGACAAGAAGUUCAUGCUGGAUAUGCUGUAUGCCAGGAGUGCACCAGAGACUAUGAAUAAGCUGGAGAAUCAGGAGGAGAAGAGUGCGAUGGAGGUCGGUGCUGGGAUGACAAAGGUCUCGGAAGCACAGGGCUGUUUCUCAGCCCCACAGGCCUGGAAACGACUGGGAAAUAAACAGAAACAGUGGCUGCGUCCUCAGUGCAGCAUUGAUGCAGAAAUGCACUCCAGCAACUUGGAAAAGACGCUGAUGAUGCCCCUUUCCAGGGAUAGCCAGCACACGGUGGAUGGACUGCAGCCUAGCAGCAUCAUACUAAAAAUCAAAGACUUAGACUUCUCUGACCUUCAAGAAGAAGAGGACAUUGAUGUUCUGGAUAUAGAUUCCUUUGAUUCAGACAUGUCUCCCCCUCCACCCAUGGCUGGUCUGGGCACUCCUCCCCCACCCCCUCUUCCUCCUCCCUUUGGGAGUAUAGGCAUGGGAUCCCCUCCUCCACCUCCACCUCCACCCCUUCCAUGUGGAGGUCCUUUGAACCCUCCCCCACCACCGCCGCCACCAUCGCCCCAUGGUAUAUCACCGCUUUCACCUACAAUGAGCCAAGACUCUGCCCUCAUCAAGAAGAAGAAAACGGUCAAGCUCUUCUGGAAGGAGCUUAAGCAGUCAGACAGCCCUAGCAAGUCCACAUUUGGGCAUGGUACCAUAUGGGCAUCGCUAGACAAAGUGGCUGUGGACACGGCUAAACUGGAACACCUGUUUGAGUCAAAGGCCAAGGAGAUUCCUCUUGGCAGGAAAGGAUCUGAAGGGAAAAAGCCAGAAAUACACAUCUUGGAUCCGAAGAGAAGCAAUGCCAUCAACAUCGGCAUGACAGUGUUGCCACCCAUCCAUGUCAUUAAGAGUGCCAUAAUGAAUUUUGAUGAAUUUGCAAUAAACAAAGAAGGCAUUGAGAAAAUCUUGACCAUGGUGCCCACUGAAGAAGAGAAGCAGAAGAUACAGGAGGCACAGCUAGUCAACCCAGACAUCCCUCUGGGGAAAGCAGAGCAGUUCCUGCUCACCCUGUCUUCAAUCAGUGCACUCAAUGCAAGGCUGCAGCUCUGGUCUUUCAAACUGAAUUAUGAUGUCCUAGAGAAGGAGAUUGCCGAGCCUCUGUUUGAUCUGAAGUUAGGAAUGACGCAGCUUGCUAGCAACGCAACUUUCCAGCGAAUCUUAGCAACACUUUUGGCUGUUGGAAACUUUCUAAACAACUCAAAUGCUAAAGGUUUUGACCUGAGCUACUUGGAGAAGGUGACAGAGGUGAAGGAUACUGUGCACAGACAAUCACUCCUGCACCACAUCUGCAGUUUUGUGGUGGAGAACUACCCAGACUCAUCUGAUGUGUACUCUGAAAUCCCUGCUAUCACACGCUCUGCUAAGAUUGAUUUUGAACAGCUGUCAGACAAUCUGAUACAACUGGAGAGAAAGUGCAAAACAUCAUGGAACAACCUGAAAGUGAUGGCUAAACAUGAGACCAAGGUGCUGUUGAGGAACAGGAUGACGGAUUUCCUGAAGGACUGUACAGAGAGAAUCAUCAUCCUGAAGGUGGUGCACAGGCGCAUCAUCAACAGAUUUCACUCUUUCCUGCUGUACUUGGGGCAGCCAUCGUACUCUGUUCGGGAAACAAAGGUGACCCACUUCUGCAAGAUCAUUGGUGAGUUCUCUCUGGAAUACCGAACAACCAGGGAGAGGGUUCUGACUCAUAAACGCAAAAGGGAGGCUUUCCGUGAGCGGACCAAGACACGAGGAAAACUCAUCACAGAGACUGAGAAGUUCUCCAACGCCGUGGCCUCAGAGGCACAUGACAGCCUCCAGCCUGCUUCUACAAGCCCGGAACCCAGACUGGCCCAGGAAGAACAUGAGAACAUGAAGAACAUGCUGAUUGCCAGUAUGAACCCCAGCGCUCCCCGCCACAGUCGUUCCAUUCGGAGUCUUGGAAGCACCAUGGCAUCCAGUAUGUCCACAUUCAAAGAGGACAGUUCAAGUGAUGCCACAGAUGAAAUCAUGGACCUCUUGGUAAAGUCUGUCACUCAGACUCCUGCUGAGAGACCAUCAAGCCCAAAAACACGCAAGCGAUCACGUGUCAACAGAAAGUCCUUGCGCAGGACGUUGAAGAACGGACUGAGCUCAGAAGAGAUGGUUCAGGCCCUGAGUUUCAGCAAACAGAGUGAACAGGUGUAAGCAGCCCCCCAAGACUGAGGCAUCUCAUAUGCAACACAUAAUAGGGCAAUUCAUGUCAGUCAUGGUCAUUGUGGGAGAAACACAUAUCUGUACAUUAUUAGCUCACGGAAAGUGAGUGAGAGAGUAACUUAUAUACUCAUUAUUAUUAUUAUUAUUAUUAUUUAGCUGAUGUCUUUAUCCAAGGAGAAUUGAUACAGUUCAUCCUCACCUGACCAGACUUUGGGUCAGUGGAUAUUGGAAUGAUGGGAUAUACUGCAUAUCAUAAUAUUAUGUAUGAAUGUAUUUUGAAAAAUUAAAAAAAAAAAUAUUUUUUCCCCUUCACUAGGGAAAAAAAAAGCGCUUUAUUUUAAGAUAUCAAGUUAUUUGGACAGCUGGUACCGUAGUGGCUAGAACAACUGCCUUUAGACCUGAAG